Xyrauchen texanus (razorback sucker) is the source of this 2250-nucleotide messenger RNA. RefSeq names its product CD4-1 molecule (gene cd4-1). Gene Ontology annotation, biological process: interleukin-15-mediated signaling pathway; positive regulation of ERK1 and ERK2 cascade; T cell activation. Bases 340 to 1794 code for a protein of 484 amino acids. The record is from RefSeq and is a predicted model, not a curated record. Gene Ontology annotation, cellular component: external side of plasma membrane; membrane raft. NCBI's taxonomy places the organism in Eukaryota, Metazoa, Chordata, Actinopteri, Cypriniformes, Catostomidae. Gene Ontology annotation, molecular function: protein tyrosine kinase binding; MHC class II protein binding. The transcript has 12 exons.
GCUGCGCAAACCCUGUCGUACUUUCCUGUCCUGUGUGUAUGACAGAGUGUGUUGAAAGAAAAUGUAUGUGUAGCGCUCUGUUCCUGAACAGAACCCACAUACACACACACAGACACUCUCAUCUCAUCAGCACUGCCAACGCCUGAAUAUGGGCACUUGAAUUCAGAAAUGUAUGCAAUGCUGUUGACUCUUUUAAGGCCAAUCAGACAGAGGGGAGGCGUAAACAAAGUUUAAGUAAAUAUUUUAGCCAGCAAGUGAACACAUCUGCUGCACAACACACAAGGAGAGCGAUACAGUAAUUUGCUCAUAAGCCCUUUCUCUAUCUGUUAUGAGGAAAGAAUGAUGCUGUGUUCGAUAGUAAUAUCUCUGCUUCUCCAAUUUCUCGAAGCACAAGGAAGCCCCAUGGUAAUUUACGCACAGGAAGGAGGGACCGUUACCCUACCUAGAGAUACACCAGUAACGGCAGAGAAUGUUUAUGUGAACUGGUACUAUGGGUCAGUGGAUAAGGCACCAGUCAUCAGCAGGAAUCCUCUGACUGGGAUCCAAAAGGGGACCUGGACACGUGCUUCUCUGUUACCGGAUUUCUCUCUACAAAUUUCACCAGUGCAGGAUUCUGAUUUUGAAAUUUUCCUCUGUGAACAACAUGUAAGGAAGGAUAAUUAUAUCAAGACCUACAAACUGUACCGUGUGUCUAUACCCAAAGUGCCGACUGUGUUAUUUGGUGACUCUCUGUCUCUAAAUUGUGAAGUGGAAAGCAGUCCGGUUCCGACCACUGUAACUUGGAGUCCACCUAAAAACUCAGAAUGUGAACGUGAGAUUACAUCUUACAGUGGAAACACAAUUUCGGUUAAAGAUGUGUCCAGGUGCGCUGGUGGUGUUUGGACAUGCGAGGUGAAGUAUGAAAACCAAAAAGCAAAAGCAACAACAAGUGUUUCUGUAAUAGACCUUGCCCCUUCUCCACCAGAUCCCAUUUAUACAUCUGUCUCCUAUUCAUACUCCCCUACAGUUGACAUCCCUUGUUCUUUGUCCUCUAACAUCCCCUGGGCUGUUGUAACAAACUUUAGCCUCCAGAGGGGUAGCUGGAUUUUCACACCUCGCAGUGACCAAAGCCAGCUGCUUGCAGUACCUCUUCUCAUCCUAAGUGUUCAUCCGAAGACUACAUGGAACAUCACAAUGAAUGCACAAAUUGCUGUCCAGGGACGAGAGUUGAAAGAUCAGGAUCUAUCAAUUCAUAAGCUUCUUGUAUCGAAGAAAAUUAGAGGGGAGUAUACCUGUAGUCUGAAAUUCAUGAAGAAGACCCUCAGCAGGAAGGUGCAAGUGGAGGUUCUGCAGGUGCAGAUUCUGCAGGUGCCCUCUUCUGCGGGAUCUUCAUUAUAUGAAGGCCAAAGUGUAAAUCUGACAUGCACAUUAGGGCAUCCUAUGACCUCUGACCUUGAGGUGAAAUGGAAAUGUCCAUCUUGCUCCACUCUUCCAUCACUUAGCUCCUCUCCUCACCCUGCUUCUCUGUUCAUCCCUGAAGUGAGAGUGCAGAACAGUGGGAAAUGUAUAUGUGAACUCUGGAAAAAUGAGAAGAUGCUGACAUCUGCUGAGCUAUUCCUGAAGAUUGAGAAUGUUUCGGUGAACAUCUGGCUUUGGGUUGCCAUCAGCAGUGGAGCUGUUGUCUUCAUCUUGCUCCUUGUUAUCGUCAUCAUUGUCAUUCGCAGACACAAAAAGCAGAUGAUAAUGUCCAGACGACACAAGACCAGGUUCUGCUGCUGUAAAAAUCCCCAACCAAAAGGAUUCUACAAGACCUGAGGUUCCUCAGCUUUUCAUAUUUAUAACUGAUGUUACAAAUAACCAUGUUGAUGUAUAGCUGUCUGAGUUAAACUUCCCAUUCCAGUGACUGCAUUCAUUUUUGGUAUUUCUUUAUUAGAUUGUAUCAUACUCUCAUGACCACAUUGUAAAUAUCUGAACAUAUUUGAUAAGAAGCAGAAUAAUAGGCAGGUUAAACAAUAUUCUUGAUCAUUUUUUAGGUGUAAAUAACAUGAUAUGAUUUAUCUGGAGGCUAAAUAUACAACAAGAGAAUGUGUUAUUCCUAAAACAUUGAAUCACUAGAAAAAAACAUUAAAUAAAAUGUCACUGAAGCUUGGCACUGUAAUAUGUAUAUGCAUUUUAGAUUACAACUUUAUACGCAAUGCCAAACAUACCUCCUAACACUGUCUUGAAUAUCCCAAUGAUGUUGUUUUUAGCUGACUAUUUAUCUCUCUAAUG